AAAGUGGAAUUAAAAUCAAAGCAGUUUAAUGAAGAGGAAAAAAAAUCUUUCUGCAACAUAUCGAAAUUCCUCUAUUCAAGGAAGAGCAUUCCAUUCACACACUGUUGGAUGAGAGUGUUAUUAGCCCUUGGGACCUAAAAAUGAUGUUACCAUGGAGACAUAUUGUUCUGCUAUCAAUCACUGGAUGCCUUGCAGCCUGUACAGAGGAUGUCAUAUUUCAAGGGCCCCGAUGGAGGAUGGAGCCAAGGGACCUCAUUUUACCAAUCAACUCCCCCGACCAACAGGCUAUGAUCACAUGUGAGGCAGAAGGGAGUCCUUCUCCGCAGUACAGUUGGUCGCUUAACGGGACACUCAUCGAUCUGGGGAAUGACUACCGGCGUCACAUGUCUGGGGGCAACCUGAUCAUUAGCAACCUGGACAAGGACCAAGACACCGGGGUAUACCAGUGCACCGCCUUCAACACAUGGGGCUCCAUUCUCAGCCAUAAAGCCAGCCUGCAAUUUGCAUAUCUUGAAAACUUUAAAACUCAAACUGUGAGAAGCACCGUAAAUGUCCGUGAGGGCCAAGGUGUGGUUCUGUUGUGUGGACCCCCAGCACACUCUGGAGAGUUGAUAUUUGCCUGGAUCUUCAACGUGUACCCGUACUUUGUCCAACAAGACAGUCGCAGAUUCAUCUCUCAGGAGACGGGGAGUUUGUACAUCGCAAAAGUGGAGCCUUCAGACGUUGGCAACUACACCUGUGUGGUCAACAACACUGUUACAAAGGAGAGGGUGCUCAGCUCCCCAACACCCCUGGUUCUCAGAAGUGAUGGAGUGAUGGGUGAAUAUGAACCAAAAAUAGAAGUUCAUUUUCCUGAUUCAGUUCCAGCUGCAAAAGAAUCGGUGGUGAAACUGGAAUGCUUUGCACUGGGAAACCCUGUUCCAGAAAUAAGCUGGAGGAGAACCAGCGGCAUCCCUUUCCCCACCAAAGUUAAAAUGAAGAAUUCAAAUGCAGUCCUUGAAAUCCCCAACUUGCAGCAGGAAGAUGCAGGGACGUAUGAGUGCACGGCAGAGAAUCGACGGGGCAAAAACACUGCACGGGGACGCAUUUCCUUCCAUGCUAAACCUCACUGGCUCCAGACAUUGGAAGACACGGCUCUCUCCAUCGGGGAUAAUCUUUUCUGGGAGUGUAAGGCCACUGGAAAGCCUAAGCCGUCCUACAGCUGGCUGAAGAAUGGGCAACAAAUGGCAGCUGAGGGUCGGGUACAAAUUGAAAACGGGGCCCUUUCCAUAGCUGAGCUGAACAUGUCAGAUUCAGGGAUGUAUCAGUGUGUGGCUGAAAACAAACAUGGCAUUGUUUAUUGCAGUGGCCAGUUAAUGGUGUUAGCUUCACCUCCCAGUUUCUCCAAAAGUCCAUUAAAGGCCGUGCUGAAAGCUCGAUCAGGCACUGAAAUUACUCUUGAAUGCAAGCCUCAGGCUUCACCUCCAGCAAUUAUCCUGUGGAAGAAAGGGAAUGAGAUCCUGCAGAGAACAGAAAGAAUCAUUUUGCUCACUAAUGGGACUUUGAAGAUCGCCAAUGUGACCAAACAGGAUGCAGCCAGCUACACAUGCUUUGCAAGGAAUCAGUUUGGGGCAGCGAGCACCACUGGGAGGUUGCUUAUCACGGAGCCCACCAGAAUCACCAUGAGGCCUACUAACAUGGAAAUUAUUGUUGGCGAGAGCAUCGUGUUACCCUGCCAGAUUGCCUCCGAUCCAGCUCUAGAUGUGUCUUUCUCGUGGGCAUUCAACGGACAGCUCAUCGACUUCCAGCGAGACAGCGAUCAUUUUGAAAGAGUGGGCGGGAGCAUAUCAGGGGAUCUCAUGAUUCGUAACAUCCAGCUGAACCAUGCCGGGAAAUAUGUUUGCAUAAUUGACACUGAUGUCGAGAGCCUGUCCACCUCUGCCAUUCUGGUUGUCAAAGGCCCUCCAGGUCCUCCCGACAAGGUAGCUGUGGAGGAGAUAACAGACAGCACAGCCCAGCUUUCCUGGAAUCCAGGGAUGGACAAUGGCAGCCCCAUCACCGGGUACAUCAUCCAGGCCCGGACACCUUUCACUGUGGGCUGGCAGGCUGUUGACACAGUACCAGAAGAGAUCAGUGGAACCAUGCUGACAGCAACAGUGGUGGGUCUAAAUGCCUGGGUGGAGUAUGAGUUCAGGGUGGUUGCCCGCAAUACAGUAGGCCUAGGGGGGCCAAGUGCACCUUCAGCCAAAACCAGGACAGAGGAUGCAGUUCCUGAUACAGCUCCCACUGAUGUCGGGGGUGGAGGUGGCACAAAGUCUGAAUUAGUGAUCACAUGGGAGCCCGUUCCUGAGGAAGUCCAGAAUGGAGAGGGCUUUGGCUACAUCAUCGCCUUCAGACCUUUGGGAACAGUCAUGUGGACACGAGCAGUUAUCUCCAUUCCUGGCGUGGCACGUUACACCUUCCGCAAUGACACAAUCCCUCCCUUCUCACCUUUUGAUGUCAAAGUCGGGGCAUACAACAACCGGGGGGAGGGGCCCUUCAGCUCUAUUGCUACAGUUUAUUCAGCAGAGGAAGUUCCCAGUUUGGCUCCUAAGGGGGUUAGGACCAAAAGUGUGUCUGCAGCACAUGUUGAAGUGAUCUGGGAAGCUGUCCCUGCCAUCCCUGAAAGAGUGCUCGGAUAUGAGGUCGUUUACUGGGAGGAUGACACAAAGCCUGACACUGUGGGAAAAGUGCGGAUUUCUGGAAACUACACGAUGGUUAACAUCACUGGCCUGAAAGCAAACACAGUAUACUACAUCUCAGUGGCUGCUUUCAACACAGCUGGCCCUGGGCCACAGUUGGCGCCCAUCAACACCACCACAAAGAAACCACCUCCAGAUCAGGCCCCUCUCAACAUACAAUGGACCAUGGCUGGCUCUACACUCAAGCUGCACUGGGACCCUGUAGUGGCUUUGGAGACAGAGUCAAAGGUCACUGGAUAUUUGGUGCUGCUAAAGAGACAUCGCUACAAUGACAUCAGCACCAUCUUUACCAGUAAAACAACUGUGGAGCUAAACCUCUCUACCAGUGACAACUAUCUCAUUCAGAUCAAGGUCAUGAGUGAGGGUGGUGAAGGUGUGGCCAGUGAACCCAUCCACAUCCAUAAAUUAAGCAUGGGAGCACGGGGCUCUGGAGCAAUCCACCUCAGCGCAUUGUGCCUCUCCUCAGUCCUCAUCAGUGCACUGCACUUCUCCGUCUGGUGAUGUCUAA
This is a messenger RNA of Cheilinus undulatus (humphead wrasse), 3228 nucleotides long. It is a transcript of the gene cntn3b, whose product is annotated as contactin 3b. Gene Ontology annotation, molecular function: protein binding. The record is from RefSeq and is a predicted model, not a curated record. Lineage: Eukaryota; Metazoa; Chordata; Actinopteri; Labriformes; Labridae. The transcript is spliced from 23 exons. Bases 141 to 3221 code for a protein of 1026 amino acids.